GAACCAGUUCGAGUCCACAUAGUGGUGAGUGAGUGGAGUGACUGUGAGACAGGGAGAGGCAAGGACACUACUCUCGAGGAAAAAGUCAGGCAACAGGCUGAAAUCUACAAGACGCGAUGGAGACCCUCGAGAAGAGUCGCGUUUGUCGACUCUGUGGAAAGCACUCGGGCAUCUCCAUUGACAUUUUCGACAAAAAUGAGAGCCACGUCAAGAAAAUCAACGCGAUCCUUCCAGUCUUGGUGCACGAGAUGGACCUGCUGCCGAAGCAAAUGUGCCACCGAUGUAGCUACAAACUCGAAGAGUUCCACAAGUUCUACAUCGACUGUCUGAAAACAGACGCAGCCCUAAAGAAUCAGCUGUCUUGGAUGCGCAAGGACAACCAGAAGGAGAGAAUCGGUGUGCCAAUGGUGCACAUUGAGAAUGUCAAGAUCAAAACCGAGCCCCACGAGAUCGAUCCCCUCCUCGAAACUGUCAGUCUCGUCGAAUUCCCCGUUUCCGGCGUCCAGACCGGCCUCCCCGACUGCAUAAUGUACACGUCCUUCGCGAACAGCUCGCGCUGCCAAUGCUACUGUGAUAAAGCCGACCCCACGCGACAAGUCAUAUCCAAAGACUGCGCGCAUCCGCAACUCGAUCUCCGAAAAAGCACCGACCUCACCACCUAUCACCGUCUCAAUGGCAUCAGCGAGCAACACCCCGACCCCGAGAUCCUCUGGAAGAAGCGGAAAAACCUCUUUGGCCUCACUGCGGAUCCGCCCAAGUCCACCAACCAGGAGAAGCCUUCAGCGGCUCCGGCAUUCGCCGAAAACGGUACCUUGCCGAAAGCGGAAACAGUGCCGCGAACUCUCAGGCCGCGGAAACGGUCUGUGGACUAUGUCGGGACGAAAAGAAAAGCCACGGCGACAGAUGCCGAGAACGGGAUGAAGAGCGUCGAAAUUGGCGGCGAGCUCAUCGUCAUCAAGGACGAGCCUCUCGAGACGGGGGAGGAGGAGGGGGUCGAGCCGCUCCGCACACUCAGGCCGCGGAAGAAUGCCGAAGGCGAGGAGGCGACUGAAGAGAAUCGCUCGAAGAGUGCCGAGCGCUGUAGAAAGCGCGUCAAGACGAGUAGCGUCAAGCCAAGGCGAAGCAAUAGUCUCGCGCAGGAAGUGCUGGUACGCGAGAUCAAGCAGGAAAUCCUCGAUAUUACUGACGACGGCGAGGAGCUGAUACUCAGACUGAAAACGGAGCCGCGCGAUCUCGACUCGCCUUCAGUCACGAGUCCGCGCAAGCGAAAAGAAGCGCCUAAAGUGGCGCAAGAGGUGCCGCCGAAGGAGGUGAAGCUCGGGCCCAGAAUCAACAAAGAUGAACUCCUAGUGAAAGCCAUCGAUAUUUGUAAAGAGGGCCUCGGUUUUAGUAAAGUGGGCGGGAAAACGGGUGGCGGCCUCGUCGGGAAAGAGGAGUUUAAGGUGGGUAGGGUACUUGUGAAGAGGAGCUCGAAGGUCUGUUUCUCGCCGAAGAACCUCCGCAGUCAGGAUCUUCAUCUUCGAAGCGGGAAAGUGAAAGUGAAGGACGCUCUCAAACCUCCACAAUUUCGUCGAGAUUUCAAGAAGAAUCAUGAAAAAUUGGCCGAAAGCGCCAAAAUGAAAGUCCUCAAGUUAGCCAAUGUGGAUCUGAAGCAACUCUGUGAAAAGUGCAAUAUCAGCUUUGCGAACAAAGAACUUUUUAGACUGCACGCUUGUUACAGCAAUUGAGAAUUCUUUGCUCGGACUUUCUAAACCAUCCCCUCACAUUAAAAAAAAUUUUUUUUAUCAAAUCUUGUUAUCCACGAGGGAUUUUCAGGGGCCGUCCAUAAUCUUAAGAUAAGUCGCGGUUCCUUCGGACAACGAGAAAUUCAUGAAAAUGAGUAGACAAAUCUCGGGCGUCGAUUUUUUUCUUGCUCCAAUAACACAUGCGUGGUGGCGCCAUCUAGCGGUAGCCCGUCGAUGUAAAAAACGUAAGUCUUUGAAACGAUAGAUGGCGCCACCAAAUGAGGCAGUGUGGCCGUUCCGUUUACUGCGUAUCUGGCAUGACGCACUUUCUUUACAUUUAUGCACAAUUUUUUUCAAAUAUUUUCAGCCGUUUUUUAUUUAAUAGAAUUUAUUUAUGUGCUACUAAAUAAUUAGGAGGUACUACGAUAAAAAGAGGGAAAAUUUAAACAAUAUGUGCCUCACGAAAUCCUUUUUUCGUUCUGAUUUUCCAAGACCUUUGAUCUGAAAUUUCUCCCAUUUGGUGAGAAAAUGUUUCCCUUUUUUCAGAUUUAAAAAAAUAUGUUUUAUGCCGAAUAUUCGAAAAAUGAUUUUUUUUUAAAGUUAGGACAAGUUUUAAUUUAGAAAAAAUGUCUUCCUACAGUAGAAAUUGUUGUCAGCGAGGUAAGUAAUAUUUCCUGAGAGUUUUCUUUUUUUUUUUUUUUGAAACAUUCUCAGGGAUGAAGUUGACUAAUAGAAACCUUGAAAUUUUUUUCUCUAACCAAACAGAAUUUUAGGGACACAUAGCAUUCUAAUAAAUUAUUCUUGGCAUUGCAUACGAUGGAGUAAUUUAAAUUGUCGAAAUUAACGGCUUAAACCACUGUAGAGCACGAAAAAAUAGGCAUAUUUCGGGAAUUUUUUUGUUGGCUCAAUAAAGAGAUCAAUCGAAAUUUGAUAAAAUGGGAUUUAUAAUACUAAUAAUAAUGUACAGAAAAUAUUGUUUUCAAAUUCGUUCAUGGCCGAAUUGCGGCUGCGCAGCAUUUCUCCUUCGGCGCAUUUUUUUAAGGUGUUCUCGGCCGAAAACCUCAAUCACGCAAUUUUUGAUCUGGAUAAAAAAAGCAAAGCUUUUUCGAUUCUACAGAAGAACAGCAAGAGACUUACGUAGGAUUUUUUCUCGAUCUAUUGAUUUUUCGCGACAUGGUGCCCUUUUGAAAAAAAAAAGAUGACAAUUUCAUGAAAAAAAUCGUUACAAAAUUGUUUAUGAAAAAACUAUGCAAUAUAUAAAAAAAAUCCUACAUAUGUCACUGGAGAAAGCAAUUUUGAAUAUAUUUUUAAAAUUUCAGAUCGAUCGGUGAGAAUUUCUUCGAGUUAUGUUUCCGGCCAGUUCAUAAAAAGUGGUUUCGAGAAAAA
Molecule: messenger RNA, 3110 nt
Organism: Belonocnema kinseyi
Lineage: Eukaryota; Metazoa; Arthropoda; Insecta; Hymenoptera; Cynipidae
Exons: 2
Coding region: 117-1727 (536 amino acids)
Cellular component (GO): nucleus
Molecular function (GO): zinc ion binding
Source: RefSeq, a predicted model, not a curated record